CGAGGGAAGAGGCGCUCCGAGCGGCGCCCAACUUUCUCCCUGCUCCCGCGGGCCGGGGGAGAAUGAAGCCUGGGGCAAUCCAGCCCCAACCUUGCUUGGAAAGGGAACUCGAGCAAGAAGGGAGAAGAGAUGGAGAGAAUUUCCCCCGGUUUGGUUUUUCGGGAGGUUGUGUUGUUUUGUUACCAUUUCUACCGAUGACUAGAAAAUAAUGGGAAUACGGCGUAGGGCAUCGAGUAGCGCUUUGGGAAAAUGGAAGAGGUGUUGGGAGACGCCUAAAGUUGCCUUUCAAGCUCUGGCCUCCGGGGCAAGCGAUGCUCAGCGGCGGGCUGACUCAGGACUGCCUGGGCCUCCCUGCCACCCGACUGGAAAUGAUGCAAGUCCAGUCUGUCACCUGGAUUCCUUUCCGGAUGCCCGGAAUCCGUCUGGAUUAGGGGAGGAGCGAGAAAUUGGCACACUAGGUGUUGCAUGGCCCACCAAAGCGGGGCAAAAAGAAAAGGGAAAGAUGGGGCAGUUGCUCAGGCCAAGUCCUGUAUCUAGUGCUUCUGCUUCUAUCUUGAAUAGUUUGAGGAGUGUUGUGUGUGGUUUUUUUUAAUGCAAGAGUCAGAACGCUAGGGAUUAUACCGUAUGUACUCAGUUAAUUCCCAGUAUCACUGGGACCAGGAAACUCCUCCAAUCUGUCAAGGCCUCGGGGAUAAGUAUCCCCCCGAAUUCCAAACGGCAGAAUAAAGGAAACUUUCCCAGCCCGUUGCGGGUGUGAGGAGAGCCAGGGGCCCGGGAAAAGCUGUCGCAGCGCAGUCCGUCCCUUCUCUCCCCCUUCUUUAACUGCAAACGGAGCAGGGAUUCACUUUUUUUUUUUUUUUUAAGACCGUUCGGCCAUUGGAGCACCCGCACACGCGCAUGCAUCUCCGACCGCGCUCACACACACACACACACACACACACGCACGCACGCAAACGCGUGGCUGUGGCCAGGUCGGCAACUUUGUCAGGCGCUCCCAGCAGCGCUCCGCUUCCCCCAGUAGUAGUUGGUUGCAGGCCCCGCCUCCCGCCCGUGUUGUCAAACGGGCGGGGGUCUAGGAUUGGUCCAGCCGCCGGGACAACACCUGCUCGACUCCUUCAUUCAAGUGACACCAGAGCUUCCAGGGAUAUUUGAGGCACCAUCCCUGCCAUUGCCCGGCACUCGCGGAGCUGCUAACGGCCUGGUCACAUGCUCUCCGAAGAGCUACGGGAGGGCGCUGGGUAACCUCUAUCCGAGCCGCGGCCGCGAGGAGUAGGAGGGAAAAGGCGAGCAAAGAGGAAGAGUGGGAGGAGAAGGGGAAGCGGAGAAGGAGGAGGGAGGGGAGGAGGAGAGCACAAAGAAUCCAGGUCUCGGGGCGGGAGGUUUACACCAAGAAACAUGUGUGCCGAGCGGCUGGGCCAGUUCGUGACCCUGGCUUUGGUGUUUGCCACCUUCGACCCGGCUCGGGGAACCGAUGCCACCAACCCGCCGGAGGGUCCCCAAGACAGGAGCUCCCAGCAGAAAGGCCGCCUGUCCCUGCAAAACACAGCGGAAAUCCAGCACUGUUUGGUCAACGCUGGUGAUGUGGGGUGUGGCGUGUUUGAAUGUUUCGAGAACAACUCUUGUGAGAUUCGGGGCUUACACGGGAUUUGCAUGACUUUUCUACACAACGCUGGAAAAUUUGAUGCCCAGGGCAAGUCAUUCAUCAAAGAUGCCUUGAAGUGUAAGGCCCAUGCUCUGCGGCACCGAUUUGGCUGCAUAAGCCGGAAGUGCCCGGCCAUUAAGGAAAUGGUGUUCCAGUUACAGCGGGAAUGCUACCUCAAACACGAUUUGUGCUCUGCCGCCCAGGAGAACACCAGGGUGAUGGUGGAGAUGAUUCACUUCAAGGACUUACUGCUACAUGAACCCUACGUGGACCUGGUGAACCUGCUGCUGACCUGCGGGGAGGAGGUGAAAAAGGCCAUCACCCACAGCGUUCAGGCUCAGUGUGAGCAAAACUGGGGAAGCCUGUGCUCCAUCCUGAGCUUCUGCACCUCAGCCAUCCAGAGGCCCCCCACGCUGCCUCCUGAGCGCCAGCUCCAGGUGGACAGAGCCAAGCUCUCCAGGGCCCACCACGGGGAAGCGGGUCACCACCUCUUGGAGCCCAGUAGUCGGGAGACAGGCCGAGGUGCCAAGGGCGAGCGAGGUAGCAAGAGCCACCCAAACACCCAUGCCCGGGGCAGAGCAGCCAGCCGUGGGGCACAGGGAACUUCUGGAAGCAGCGAGUGGGAGGAUGAACAGUCUGAGUAUUCCGAUAUCCGGAGGUGAAACAAAAGGCCCGGCCGGGAAAUCUUUCCUCCAUGCCGUCCAUUUGCUUCUCUAUGGACAUUCCAAAACAUUUGCCAUUGAAGAGGGGGGAUGUCACACGCAGGAUUUGGUGGGGAUUGCAGACUUGAAGAAGGUGUAUGUUGGAAUGAACAGGUAAGGCAGAGAAUCCCUGGGCAGCAGUGAGGUCUGGCCUGUGCCCAGCAGGUUCGACACUCCCACAUCCCGAAAUGAGUGUGCCACCUGUCCUCCUCGCAACUUUGUCUUCUUUCCAUCCUGGAGCCACUGGGUGGCAGCCUGCGGUUCACUCUGCUGUGGGGGAGGUGGCCCCAGGGACGGGUCAGGGGUCAGUGGGCCCCGCCCCACAGCUGCGGUGCUGUCUUGGUGGAGGGCGAAUGGACUCCAGUGCGGGAGUGAAUGUGAAAAUCUCUGGGAAUCAGAAGGGUGGAGAGGAGGCAGGGGCCGUGUAGGUGCUUGGCGACAAACCAAGAUUCAGUUCCUUGCAUGGGACCGUGAGGUCUGGAGCUGCUUGUUGGGGGGAGGGCAAGGGUUCUAAGUAUAAUUUCUGAGCCAUUGUUCUGUCUGGGGAUGGUAUCCGAGGGAGUGGCCCCUGUGUGUUUAUAUUUUAACCACUGCUUCAAAUCUCAAUUUCACUUUUUUAUUUAUCCAGUUACAUCUACAUAUCUGUCAUCUAAAUAAAUGGCUUUCAAACAAAGCAACUGGGUCAUUAAAACCAGCUCAAAGUGGGGGGAAAAAAGCCCAUCUUUAGUGGCUGAUUUUUUUUUUUUUGAGCGUUAUUUUAAAAGGAAUCAAAGAGUAAUGUAGCUGUACGUCUGACUGCCUGGCAUGGGCUUGUAGCCGCUUCAGGCAAACCCCACCCCUGCAGGGAAAUGCACAGACAAGGGGUACAUAUGACAAAUUUCCAUUAGCAUUUUGUUCUCCUUGACCCUCAGCCAAAAUCAAUAAAGGACCAUACCCUGGAUUCCGUGAAGGCAAAUUGGAAACCUGGCUUCUGCAUGCUAGAGGAUUGAAAAGGGGAGAAGAGAGGGAAGACUACUCAAUAAUUUCCAGCAGGGAAGGCCGACCUUUCUCAUAAAUGGGGGAAACGGCCGAAAAACCAAGGGACACAUUUUUUCUAGAUCCCAGCCUGGAAAUACAGCAAUGAGGAAAGAGUCAGAGUAAGCAAAAGAAAGGCAGAAAGGAGAGACAGAAGUAAAAAUAUGAGGAACAGGAAAGGGUUGUAAGAGUAUCAGCAGUGGAAUCUUGUGGUUAUUUUAAAUGUUUCAGAGGUAAGCCCUUUCUUUUCUUUCCUAAUGGGCUAUCAAAUUAAAGUUUAUCCUUUCUUACAGCCAGUACUCAAAUAGGAGCCCAGUAUUGUGAGGAGUGGACAGGGGUUCUGGGCCAGGCCCUUCUAGAGCAGAGGUCAGCAAACUUCUUCCUAAAGGUCCCAAUAGUAAAUCCACUCUCUUCAGUUUGGCAGGGCAUAUGGCUUCUGCUGCGACUACUCAGCCGCUCCACUGUAGCCUAGAAAGACAUAUGCAGACGACACAUAACAAAUAGGCUUGGCUCUGCUCCCAUAAAAUUUUAUUUAACAGAUGCCCAGUUGGAUUUGGCUCCCGGGCCUGAGUUUGCUAACCCCUGUUCUAGUAAGUGGGCAAAAAAGUAUGCAUCCUCCGUUUAUAUCAGCUCACAGCUCUCUCUCAAAGCAACCUGAGGCCAGAGAUAAAGAAGCUAAAUUUAUCUACUCUAAAAUGAUUUGUUCUGGGGAAUGAUCUUACUCAAAACACAGCUAGUAUUUAUAUACCCCAAAUCCAAUCUCAUUGCUGCCAGGACAUGGGGCUGGAGGGUUAUCUCCCUAAUCUUUCAUGAUCCAUGUUGGAGAGAUGAUCUCCAUUUGGGUGUAGGGAGGGGGUGGGUGGGGGACAAAAUGCUGGGAAAGCACCUAGAAAGAGCUGGAGCUGCAGAAAGCAGAGGAGAUGGUGUGCAUUUAAUCCAGCUCUGCCCGCGGUGGGGGAGGAGGACCGGUGUGUCAGGCUCCGCCAUGGGAACCGAACGUAAGCCAUGGCUGUCGCCUGCCAUGGGCCGCUGCAGCACAUUGACUGUUUUACUUCAGAAGCUGAAGCAAUAACAUUCUCCCGCAUUGCUCUGUCAGCUGUUCAUUUGUUCGUGGCUCCUGGGCUGGAUGUGAAAGGCAUCACUUUUGUACUUUCCUCAAUGUAAAUGUUUUAUGUGUUCGCCUACUGAUGUCCCAUUUGUUGCUUCUAUUGUAAAUAUUUGUCAUGUAUAUUUAUUAUCUCAGCUUGUUGCCCCCCCCAGGGGGCAACAUUUCUUAUAUGUUCAUUUGAACCCCUUUGCUGAUCUCUGUUGUACAUUUUUCAUGCCACUGGUUUGUUUCUCAAAAGUUAGGUACGUAUCAUUUCAGCCUGGUUCCUAAUGUUUUGCAGUAUACAAUUGUUUUUAUUGGUAAGGUUCUUUUGGUCAAAACUGAGGAAAAGUGCAAAUUCCUGUAGGCACUGACAGAGCUAUUUGUACAAUCUAAAAUGUAACAAAGUAGUCAUUAAAAAUAGACCCUCAACUUGGGCUUCAUAAUUCAUAUAAAGGGGUUACUCAUGAGCCUUCCUUUGAGGAAGGAUGUGGAUUUCCAAAUAAAGUAUGAUGUUUAUUUUAAGCUUUGCAUCUUAACAAGAUGAUCUGAACACCUCUCCUUUUGUGUCAAUAAAUAGUCCUCUUAUUCUGAAAUGAGAGGACUGAGUAUAGUGAAAUGCUGACGCCCAAAACCAAAUACAUAGAAAACAGCAGCCCAGAACUGUGCUCAUACUCUCAUGCACACAGGCACACACACCCACAGAGAAAUUUAAACUCAAACCAAGUAAAAGGCUUCACUAAAACAACAUGGAAAAACAAUGCUUCCAGGGCCCAUUUCCUAAGGAAGAACAACCUCGUCUGAUCUCAGAAUUGGCACCACGUGAGCUUGCUAAGUCAUAAUAUCUGUUUCUGUUACGGAUUUAGGCAGCAGGUCCUGUAUAUUGUCACAUGGCAUUAUUUUUCUCCAAGCGUUAAUAAAGGUUUUAAAUAAA
Manis javanica (Malayan pangolin) is the source of this 5378-nucleotide messenger RNA. RefSeq names its product stanniocalcin 2 (gene STC2). Gene Ontology annotation, molecular function: hormone activity. Gene Ontology annotation, biological process: intracellular calcium ion homeostasis. Gene Ontology annotation, cellular component: extracellular region. NCBI's taxonomy places the organism in Eukaryota, Metazoa, Chordata, Mammalia, Pholidota, Manidae. The record is from RefSeq and is a predicted model, not a curated record.